GCACGUAGAUCCGCGCAGUUCGUGGUUGCGCGACCGUUGAAACGGAUAAGUCUUCGUCGUCAUUCGGUCCCGCAAGGGUUUCCAGUAACGUUUGUGCUAGCAUAGAGGAUAGAAAGGAGGCAAAGAUAUUACGCUCAUAUUCAAGAGUGAAGUAAUUGUCGCAUUGUAAUUGAAAAUGUUCACCGGUUUAACGAAUCAGGUGUCUACAUGGAUGGGAAAAAAAGGAGAAGACGCCGGCACAGAAUUGCCGACUGAAGAGGCGAAACUUCCCACGGGUGCUGAAGGAGGAGAAGAUCCAGAUAGAAAAGACAGCCCGACCAGAAGCAUGCUGGUUGGUGUAAAAUCGCAGAUGACAGGCUGGUUCAGCGGAGGAAUUCCGGGAUUGAGCCGCGGUGCUGGACAGGGAGGUGACGGCGAAUCACAGGCGGGAAAACCUAUGAACGGAGCCCAAAUGGCGCAAAAUACCGAGAGCACCGUAGCCGAACAGACGAAAGACGACGACGCCAGCAGUUGGACAAACUUGUCAGAAGCAGUCUCGACCGUACCACGCGCGACUGGCGGAGCUGACAGUGGUCCCGCGAGUUUAGAAGGUUCUCCAUCCGAGGACAAGGAAGGACAACAGGCAUUCGGUGGAGUUUCAACGAAGGCACUGGCAGGUGCUAAAACUCUGGGAGGAUUUUUGUACAGCGCCGUGAACAAGGCUGGAAAAACCGUGGUCGAGGCUGGAGCAAAGAUCAAGAAGACGGUCGAGGAGAACAGAUUGGUCGCUGAGCUGAACAAAGAACAGGAGGCUUUCAUUGCCAACAAGCAUACCGAAAAGGGUGAGGCCGUCGCACCGUGGGUCGGUGCACCCAACGAGGACAUACUCCGCGAGGAAUGCUUAUCUCUGUCGACGGAUCAACGUAACUUCCUGAAACCCCCACCAAAGGAAGUCGAUUUCCCUUGGGACUUUGAGGCUGUGCAACCAAUGGCACAGGCCACUCUCGCACUAGAUCCUAACUUGGAGAACAUGAGGUUCCAGCUUGUGCCGAAAGUAAUAUCAGAAGAGAAUUUCUGGCGGAACUACUUCUACCGAGUAUCGGUUCUCCGUCAAAGCCACGAGCUGAAUACAAUGGCCGACCAGACGGAGAACAACCUCAAUCAGACUUCCGCCGGAACCGUCGAUCAACCUGAAGUUCAAGUGACCACUGGCCAGGAAAGCAGCGGAACAGCGAUGACCGGAAGUAACAGCGCGUUGGCCGAUUCGCCAGGCCACGAAUUCGUGUCCGAUAGCAUGAGGGUCUCGGACACGGACCUCGAAGAGGUCCGGGAAGGCAUGAAAAAACUGGGAAUGCAACCACCUAAAGAAGAAGAUUGGGAACGCGAAUUGGAGGCGGAACUGAAGGAUUACGAGGUAGUAACAGGUAACGAGGAGAGGAACAGCAACGCGACGCCGAUCAGAAACAGCGGCGCGUUGGAUAAGGACGAUUGGGAGAAACAGAUCGACGAGUUGCUGGCCAACGAGGACGACGAGGACCUCAAGUGAGCCGAGAGAUUGUUCGCGGUGGACCGGAUAGUGGCGAUCUCGUCGCGUUUCGAGAUCAUCCUGCGUUAGAAAAGGGAGAUUGAGAGUGUGUGAGAUCACCGGGUGGAUUGUCGCGUCUUUCCUUCGCGGAGAUCUUCCUCCGAUUGUUCGAAGAGGGGCAAAAGAUGAAAGACUCUUGGAACAGAGGGAUCUUGUCUUCUUCCCGCUUCCUUUCAGUUUUCAGCUUUGCCCCUCUUUCGCGAUCGUUCAGACAUCGCCAUAAAGGGAGGAACGGACUUUUUGGGGGUGGGUCGAUGAUGUUCGAGACCGUCGAUGCUGCGUCGAAUGAUGUGACGAUGUAAUAAUGUGUACAAGGGAGGAAGGAAACGCGAGAGGGAAUGAAACUUAGUCUGAGUUUUUUUCUUUUCUGUUUUUUUUUCUUUCUUUGUUAAAAGGAUUGUAAGCGAGAGCAGGGGGAGAGAAAGCGGAAGAAAAAAAAGUUUGAAGGGGAAGAGGAGCCUGUUCCUCGUUUCCCCUUCGACGGGGUGUUUUCCUCGACAAUGUGUGAGUACGUUUGCGAUCCUCGAGCACGAUGAAGAUGAGAAAGAACAGAGAGAGAGAGAGAGAGAGAGAGAGAGAAUAAAGGGGAAAAAAAGGAAACGCGGGAAGAUAAGUUGUACUACGGUGGUUGUAAAAAGAGAAUUAUUUCGUCGAUCACUCUCGCUUCUCGAACCUCCGUCGAUAAUUCCAUCCAUCGAUGAUCCGUGAACCGUAGAACGGUGAACGGGUGUGCACACGAGACGAUCUAACUUUAACGCUACACUUAUGUCAAUUGUUAAACGACUCGCUCUCGAUCACAAGGGCGACUAUGUAAGAUUUACAGAAGAACAAGUUGAAAGAAAGAAAAACAAAUUUCAAGCUUUCCCCUUUGUAAUAUCGAUCGUUAAUUAUAUUUAUUGCUUAAAAGAAAAGAAUUAAUAUAAAUAAACGUAUGUUACUUUCGACAUCGAGCGUAUUAUGUAAUGUUACGCGAAAUGCACUGUGCUACGGAAUAUAUAAAUAUACAUCUAUAUAUAAAUAAAAAGAAAAAAAUCAAAGAAGAGAAAGAUUUGUUGAACGCUUCUUCAUCGGGUUCGAAGGAUCGACGACUAUCCGAAGUGACACAUUACACUGCCGUGUGCCGAAGGACACCGUUUCGAACGAGUAUCGUCGAGUAUCGUCGGCUAUAUUUUUUCCCCAAAAAAGAGAGAAAAACAACCCAGAAGCGAUGGUCAGGCGCUUUCACGCGCGACGAUCCCUUGUCGUUGUUCGUUGAUCGUGGAUGUUGUAUGCCAAAGAUGAAAUCGAUUCGACGAGAAAUCGCGAAUGGAGAAAAGAAAUUGAUAAAGAUUGACUUACGUUGAUAUUUUUGUUAGUAUUACAUUAUUAUUGCCAUUAUUGUCAUUAUUACUAUUAUUACAGAGGCGCAUUUGUUAAUGUUGCGCCACGAGAAAUACGUACGUUGUAUUUUUAGGUUGAAGCUCAUCCUAAUAUGUGUUACGUGUUUGCAAUAUCCGCGCUAAUAUCGUUGAGCGCGCGUUAACGUCGAUUUGGAGUGAGCGCGUGACGUAUAAAGGCUCGAGUUACCAAUAGCACUAAUUAACAAGAAUCGAUGAUGAUAGGAAACAAAUAAUCUCUCGACAGGAUUUUCUGCGACAUGCCGUCCAAUUAUUUCCUCGACCUCGUCGAACAAACCAGGUCGAAACAACAAUUCUCGUUCGUAGACCAGAAAAAAAGUCGCGUUGGAUCAAGUUUAGCGUUUCACGGCACGAUGUUUUAUCUUCGUUAAAGCGCGCCUUCGCAACGUCACGUGUACGCUCUGCGAUCGAUGAGAAAAUAUUAGAACGUUCGAUUGUUGUACAAGGCGAAGGGUGAACUUGCUAUCGAUGCGAACUAAGGUCGAGAGAAGAGAAACGAUGAUACGAACGAUCGUAUAUUUGGAAGAAAAAAAGAACGAGAAAAGGAAAAGAGAAACGGUCAAAAGAAGUAAGCAUCAUAUUCGUAUGAAAUCGUUGCACUUCCGGUUCGGAAGAGGAUCGUUUUGCGUGCGCCGCCAUGUUGAGUCCAGAUCUUUCGUCAAUUCUUCCCAGACGUUUUCUAUGUUAACCUCUAUAUGUGCGUGCAUCGACCGACUGAUUCGAUGCAUUUGAGAGUAAUAUUUAAAAGAAGAAAAAGAAAAAUAAUGAAAUACGUUUAUUUAGCUUAGAGAUUCGUAAAAAGGAAGUAGAAUCCUUUAAGGAAGACUUGAUUCUGAACUCAACGCUGGUUCACCGUGUGCGCGUGUUUCACCCAGCUCGCUGUGAAGUUUUUAAUUCGCACUAGUCGUUAGGUCGAUAUAUGUAUAUUGUACGAGAUAUAUAUAUUAACGUUAAGCUAUCGCAAUUAAUCGGGCCUAAGUUCGUCAAAAUGUUAAUGAAAGACAGAAACGCGCGUUGUACGUAAACAUUGUAUAUGGGCACGUUAAAGACCGAGACGCUUGGUAAUCGUGUGAUUUAUCUUUCGAGGUAACAUCGAAGGAACGCGAGAGAUAUAGGCAAAUUGUGGCGCGACGUUGAACGUGUCUUUCGUUGACAAAUUGUUGUACAUUAUUGUAUUCUAUGAUUCCGUUCAUGGAGCGAUUCUCGUGUUAUAUUUCUUGUACGCGCGACAUGUUACAAGCGCCCGUAGAGACCGCGUUUUAUGUGUGUUCUUUGCCCCGACUGACAAUGAGACGUGAGGAAAAGUACAUUUUCGCGACGAGUCCUUCAUCUUUUUGGGCGGCCAGAACGAUGGAUCAGGAAAGUAAUAUAUAAUAAUAUGUACAUGUCGAUAAAUGAACGUCUUUCCCUUCAAUGGCCAAAACAACAAAAGAAAAAAAAUGAAAAAAAAAAUGAGUAUGAAGAAAAAAUGAAUCAUCAUGGUGUACUUCGGCAGUCCCCCUAUUUCAAAACGACUCUGUGAAUUGUGUAAUAAAAACUAUCCUAUGGUACAGUGCAUUCACUCAUAAGAAUGAACGUAAACCCGAUACGUAUAUAUAAAAUGAUAUACAUAAUAUACAUAUGAAAAUAUAAAUAAAUAAAAAAAUAUAUAUAUA
Messenger RNA from Bombus huntii, 4616 nucleotides. RefSeq names its product synapse-associated protein 1-like (gene Sap47). Gene Ontology annotation, cellular component: synapse; cytoplasm. The transcript is spliced from 10 exons. NCBI's taxonomy places the organism in Eukaryota, Metazoa, Arthropoda, Insecta, Hymenoptera, Apidae. The record is from RefSeq and is a predicted model, not a curated record. The coding region runs from base 176 to 1525 and encodes 449 amino acids.